AUGUCUCUCUUCCUUCCACCCCAGGGGGGAGCUGGACCAUCAGGGAGUAGGGAUGAGACCUACAGGUUGUGGAGCCUCCAGCGACACAGGCUGGAGAAACUGGUGGCAAAGCUGGUGCCUGCUGUCCUGAGUGGACACCUCUCCUAUGUGAACACGUUUCUGGGCAGUUAUCGAACUUCUGCCACCGCCCAGCAGGUGCUGGACCAUCUGUUCCGAAGAUACGGAUGCAUCCUCCCUUUUACUGAAGAGGAUGGGGGACCACUGCACCAGCUGAAACAGGCCAUGUCCUCCAUCCUGGGCACCUGGCUGCUCCAGUACCCAGAUGAUUUCUACCAGCCUCCAGAAUUUCCAGGCCUUAAGACCGUUGUCGCUUACAUAGAGCUCAGCAUGCCUGGCUCAGACCUGGAGCAGCAGGCCCACCUCCUCCUGGUACAUCUGGAGCAACUGGAACUCCCAGAGGCAGACAGUGAUGCACCAGCUCCAGAACCCACUGGGGAAACCCCUCUGGAUGGAGAGCCAGCUCCAGCUCUCCCGCCUGUGAUAGCGCCAAAGCCAUAG
Messenger RNA from Vicugna pacos (alpaca), 558 nucleotides. NCBI's taxonomy places the organism in Eukaryota, Metazoa, Chordata, Mammalia, Artiodactyla, Camelidae. The record is from RefSeq and is a predicted model, not a curated record.